This is a messenger RNA of Amaranthus tricolor (Joseph's coat), 692 nucleotides long. Its product is annotated as photosystem II 5 kDa protein, chloroplastic. Bases 270 to 575 code for a protein of 101 amino acids. The transcript has a single exon. NCBI's taxonomy places the organism in Eukaryota, Viridiplantae, Streptophyta, Magnoliopsida, Caryophyllales, Amaranthaceae. The record is from RefSeq and is a predicted model, not a curated record.
AACAAAACCUCAAAAGUGACAAAAAGGGGUUUCUAGUUUAUUCUGGUCAAGAACCUGGGAACCACCAAUUCUAAGAAAAAGUUAGAAGUAAACACUUGGCAAUCACCCAUUUGGCCACAUCAUUUUGUUGGGAUAAGGAAUGGAUCACACAAUCAUCUCAUUUUGAUUGCGAUAUAAAUUUGAAGCUCUCUGACUCCAAACUAUAGAUGUUAGACUAAGCAAACAUUUGUGCAGGUGAAACUAACAGUAUUGGAAAGAAUAAACCAUUCAUGGCUUCCAUCACAACCACAGCCUCAUUCCUUGGCGCCGCCUCGGCUUUGAAACAAUUUUCCACCCCUUCUCGUCGUGGUGUCGUGAUGUCUAAGGCCGUACAGGCGCCAGAAGCCGAAUACACGACUAAGGAAGAGACGAACCCAAAAAGAAGAGAUCUGUUGUUUGCUGCUGCAGCUGUCGCAAUAUGCUCUGUCGGCAACGUUGCCAUGGCGGAUGAGCCACAACGAGGGACGGAAGAAGCUAAGAAGAAGUAUGCACCUAUCUGUGUGACUAUGCCAACUGCCAGAAUCUGUCACAAGUGAGAAAUGUUGUGUAUUUGGUUUAGUCUAAUAUGCUAAACUAUGUUAAUAUUAUAAUUGUAAUCAUUUGUAAAACCUAUACUUAUACCCUAAUGCAUUUCUCGUCUUUUUUUGGGUAAA